UAUAUAUUUUGAUCAAUGAAAUAGAUACUUAUAAAAGGUUUGUGUAGAGAAUUGUGUGCAUAGAAACCGCAAACAAGCCCAUGUUAUUUGUUACUGGUUAUUUGUUAUUCUUUACAAAAUGUAAAAUCGGAAGGACUUUAGUAGAACGAUGCCAGGGGGACACCACCAGCUUGAGAACCCCCGGUACAGAGACUGGGUGAGGGCGGCGUUAGGACUGAAGUAUCUUAAACAAGGUCUUGAAGGGUUUGUGACAAUAUGUAUACAAGACCAACACACGACCUUCAUUUCCGGUAAAGAAUUAGGUUCAUCGGGCGUCCAGUGUACACAAUGUACACGUGACAAUCUGCUACCAGAUCAUCCCAGAAACAACUGUAUUCAACGAUUCAGAAAUAGAUGUUUCUGCAACAACCCGACAGGGAGAAGGAAAUGUCCGAAUAAUGUCUGCAGUAGAUUCUAUGACCUUAUUGUUCUUGACCAUGACGAGAGAUCCCCGUUCUGGCCUAAUACAGAUCCGAGUAAAUGGUACUGCGACAUAUGGGAACUUGCAAAGUGUUUCCUUGGAACCCACUGUCAGGAUGAUGUGAAAUCUGCCGCCGAAACAGACUUAACAGGCCUUCUUACAAUCAUUAUCAAUAAUGUUCCUAUAAGAGGGAAAAUAGAUUGCAUUGAUAAUUUUUGCAAGGUCCGCGUUAUACGGAAUGAAAUCAUGCAUUCAGCGUCUUAUGAAAUUCAAAACGAAAACCUCACGUCGUAUUUAGACCAGAUGAUAACAGUCUUGAGUGACAAAAAGAUACUUACGGGAGACAGUGAUGCUCAAAUUGCCAUUUCAAAACUUGAAUCAUUGAAAACAGACAAGAUCUCAAUAAGCGUUGAAGAUGCAAACGAGAUGCGUGACACAGCCCUGUCGGCCAUUAAAGAGAAAGGACAAAAUGUUGUAACAGAAAUUGAAACUGUGGGAUCACAAGUUAUAGAUGAUAUUGAAUCAAAAGAAAAAGAGUUGCUAUAUAAAAUAGAUGAGCGUGAGAAAAAGAUAGACGAGAAAACAAACGAUGCCUGUAAAGCAAUAGAACAAAAGACCAUUAAAGCUGAAAUUAUAUAUGAUAGAAAAAUGAAAGAAAAAGGGCAAGAAAUAACGAAGGAAGUUAUUCAUGUCGGGUCACAAGUAAUGAGUAAUAUUGAAUCAAAGAGAGGGGACAUUUUGCAUAAUGUAGAUAUACACGAGAUAGAGACGCACAGGAAAAUAGAUGAGACAAAGGAAGAAGCAUGUAAAACAUUGGAACAAAGGAAAGAAGAAAUACUUGACGUAUCCGCCAGAAAUCUAAAGGCACUGGAAGAUAAAGGAUGUAAAAUAGAGAGCGAAAUUGAUGUAAAGAUGAAGCAACUCGUUUUGGGGUGUGAGAUGGACAAGUCUCCUUAUGAAUCUGAGAAACAAGCACUCCAAAAACAUUUACUAGACUUGUACACACAGUACUACCUUAAAACAGAAGUUUCUCCAUUCCUACCGAAUGAAGAUCAACCGCUAGAUGACAUCUUUGCACAGCCUGACAUUGAGCGGACAAUUACCGAAGGAAAUAUGACAGAAAUGGUUCAUACUUAUAGAGACUUUUUAACCGACAAAAGUGACAUUCGUUUUAAGAAUAUUUUCCUUACUGGUAGACCUGGUAUGGGCAAAUCAACAAUUUGCAAACGAAUGCUUUCUGUCUGGUGUGAAGCACACUUAGUUGAGAGUGGCGUAAAUCUAGUGAAAUACUAUGAAACCAAGCAGAUUGAUAUUGAAGCCAUGAAGAAGGUACGUUUCCUGUUCUAUGUUUCAUUACCUCAUGCAGAACCUGACCAAUCCAUCGAAGAAAUGAUAAGACAACAGUUGUUAGAUACGCAGCAUUUCGAUCUUUUAAAGACGGUCCUUGAAAAGGAGCAUGAGAGUUGCCUUGUAAUUUUGGACGGUUUAGACGAAUGGACUAUACCUAAUCGCAGGCCAGCUUCUCCACGAAUUACACCUGGACUUCCGGACAGAGAGAUUAAAAGUCAGUAUACCACUUUUUUCGCAACUAGACCAUGGAAACUCUCAAAAGUUAGACCAUCUUCGGGCGAAGUCGACGUCAAGUUGAAAAUGCAAGGACUUAACAAUCAAGGAGUGAUUGAACUGAUCAAGUCUGUCUUUGCAAAGCUUAACAAUAAUGACGAUAACCAAAAACAAACAACUAAGCAUUUCUGUGAAGAAGUAAUAGAGAAAAAUAUUAGUGCUAUUUUAAGCGUACCGCUUUUGUUGAAAAUGGUAGUUUGCCUGUGGAACGAAGGUAGAAAAUUAGACGGAUCUGUUUGCAGUAUAUAUACUUCUAUUGUUGAAACGAUACUUUCCAGAGCAAUAGAAAGGAACAGAUUUAACGCAGAUUUCGAACGAGAUUUCGAAAAAUGUCGAAAUGAUCAAAAGAAACAGAAUCUCCCCGAAUGUUUUGAUCAACAUAAAAAUUGUAAAGAAAUGUCAUCUCUGCUAAUAUCACUAUCUAAAUUUGCGUUUGACAUGCAAUUUGUUAAAGAGAAAAGGGGCGUGUUUGAUAUGAAGUCUUGGAACAAAGAACAGUUGUCAGAAAAUGACCUACAGCUUUGUCUGAAAAUUGGUCUAUUAUCGUUGACUCCAUUGCAUGGAAUAUCUGCUGUACAUCAGUGUUCGACAGUCUCGUUUAUUCAUGAAACAUUUCAAGAGUUUUUUAGCGCCUUAUACUCAUCGGUACACAAUAUAGAUGAAAUUAUUAACACUAUAUUUAAAAACUGUAAAGCUUUAGGAAAUGUAACAGAGUUACAACAGUUUUUUAUUUUUAUAAGUGGAAUGAGCCCAUCAACCCUGAAGUGCAUUUGUGAACAUAUAGCGGACAUUGCUUCCAGAGAUGAAUGUGUUCAGAAUUUUAGACUUAGAUUCUGCGCGUUGAAAGAUUUCAACUGUAAAUGUAAAGUUAUUGAAACUGUUCAGUCGAAUAUUGCUGAGUGUAUAAACGAAGUAAUCAGAAAGGGAAAGAGUCAAAUGAAGAUAGAACUUAAGGAUGUUUUCUUAGAUUAUUUUGAUAACAGACAACUAGAUUACAUUGAUCUCGAGUCUGUUACAAACGUCAACAUCUUUACGGGACAUUGUAAAAUUUCUGUUCAAGAUUUGCAAAUGUUUAAAAAUCUGAUAUGCAUGCGAUUUAGAUACUUUUUCCCAAGACUUACACUAGUAGGCAUUUUUAAAAGUUUUGUUCAUUUGAAUACGUUUUGCCUUAGCAGAGUAGAAAUUUCUCACACAGAUAUUACAGCACUCUUGUCAUAUCCCUCUAUUACAAGUGUUUACCUCGAUGAUGUACACUGUGCUGCAGAUGGUGCGUGUUCUUGUAAAACGGCUGCAACUACGAAACAAAGAAAACGAAAAGGACAAAAACCUACAAAAAUGCAAUCUACAAAAGUGCUAACAUUGUGUAUAUCCAACUCGAGCGGUGUGUUGACUCACAUACGCAGUGCUCCUGACCUACAAACGUUACAUUUGAACGAAAUAUAUACUUGUUUUGGUGGUCACUUAGAUAUUAGCGAAUUUAAAUGGCACAUAUUUGGUAGAAAUCAAUCAGAAAUGGAGCUUGAUGAUAUGAUAAGAAUUUUAUGUUCUAGUCACAAUAUUCAGAAUUUAUCAAUAGAAAAUUUACUCACUUCAAAAUAUCUCAGAAAUGAUGUAAAGCAAAUUUUCAAUCUUAUCGCACGUCUGUCUCAUUUGCACACUCUACAUCUUACCAACUGUGAACUUACAUUAACUCAACUGGCAUACAUUUGGGUGAUUCCAAGUAUUGUAGAUGUUCAACUAGAGGAAGCUGGAUGCCUAGACGACAACAUUGCAAUAAAUACAGCGAUAGAGCAGUCAAAUGUACAAUCGGUAGUUUUGCGAAACACAUUGCUGGAUCUGAGAUCCGUACGAACUCUUCCAAGGUUACAAACAUUUGUAUGCGAACAUACUGGUGUGACUUUUCUCCUGUAUAUAAAAAUAUAUAUAGAAACCAAGGGUGAGAAUGUCCGUCAGAACCUAGACGGCAUACGAAGAAGUUUAUCUGCAUGUCUAAGUCUUCGUGAAGUAACCCUCACGGGGAUAAACUUUUUCGAUACUGAAAUAACGUUUACACCGAAAUUAAAAACACUUAAAAACGUUACAUUGUCAACGUCCAGUCCGAAAAAGUUAUGGAUGACAGCUGAAGCUCUGAAGAAUAUGUUACAAAGCAUAAGAAAUCUGUCUUGCAGUGUUGAAAUUAUAGUUGAUCAUCUGUAUUUCUGUGAAGGCUGUUUUGGAGACAUUGAACAUUUCUUAAAAACACGAAAGAAUAUUCGCAUACAUACGCUUGUGCAAGAGGAGGAUGGUGAUGGUAUUUCGUGUAAGCUAAGAACGAACUGACUGGAUUGGUAUAAUAAAUUCUCCAGAUCAAAUGAAUAGAUUCACUGAAUGGCUGUAUCAUUGUUUUGAAAGAUUAAUGGGUUGUCUCCCUUCUUGAUAUACAUUCCACCUCCUCGAACCUAGGUUCUGUUGUGACAUUUUUCAGUUGUUUUAUACUACUACUAUAACAUCAAAUCAAUUUCUCUUGAAUGUGUCAGAAUACAAAAUUAAACUUGUGAUUUCAUAAUCAAUUAUGAUCAAAGUAUAAAAUGGACAAGG
Mercenaria mercenaria is the source of this 4660-nucleotide messenger RNA. RefSeq lists its product as uncharacterized. The transcript has 6 exons. Lineage: Eukaryota; Metazoa; Mollusca; Bivalvia; Venerida; Veneridae. The record is from RefSeq and is a predicted model, not a curated record. The coding region runs from base 149 to 4402 and encodes 1417 amino acids.